AAACUAAACAUAAAAUAAUUUGGCACCGUUGGGGUUUUGAACCCUGCGUGUAGUUGUUGCAGUUGCAGAGAAACCCUGGCAAUGGCAGCUACGGCAAUGCACAAGUUCCCCCAAGACCAAUACGUAGACGCAGUUCGUUGGCUUCCUCAAUUAUCUCCGUUAGAUCGAUUUGCAGUUCUUGCUCUAUUUGAUUUUGAUUCCGAUGCUUCAUCUAUCCAAAUCCACUCUCUCACCCCAAAUCCCUUCUCCCUCCAACCCCAAUUCUCGUGGUCCUCGCCUUCCCGCAUUUCCUCUCUCAAGACCUCGCUCUUCCUUCAGAAACCCCUCAUUGUCGCUUCCACCGCCGCCGGUUCUCUUCACUUCCUCUUCGCGGAUUCCUCGGACGCCUCGUUCGACUCCGAGGUAUCGCUUCCCGAGGGUACGCUUCAUUCCGUCCCUGCUUCUUCCGUCGACCUAAUGGACGGUGGCGUCGAGUGCGUCACCGCCGGGGAGGAUGGGAAGAUCAACUUGGUUGGUGUUGGGGAGUCGAAUUUGAGUUGCCGGAGGUUGUUUGAUAGCGGCGGCUUGGUAUCUUACACGGCGGCGAGGUGGGCCUCGUCGGUGGAAUUUGCUACCGGUGGGUACGGCUUCAGCCUUCAGUGGUGGGAUCAACGGAAACCGGGAGGUCCGGUUUCUAAUUUUAAGGGUAACUGGGAUAAAAAAUUGAGUUCAGGAAUUGUGCACUCCAUUGACAUUCAUCCGUCACGAAAACACACCUGUCUGGCUGGUGGCUCCUUGGGUACUGUUUUUGCCUGGGAUCUUAGGUGGCAGCAACAACCAAUUAUACUUUCUGGUGCUGGGGCUGGGACUGGAGCCGGCAACACUAUGAUCCAGUCAAUAUGUGAAAGCGAGGUUUGGGAGGUACAGUAUGACCGUUGCAUAAAAUCAAACACUUCAUCAACCCGGAUCUUACCUUCCAUGAUCUGCUCGGAGGAUGGAAUUCUCGCAGUGAUUGAGCAAGGUGAGGAACCUGUUGAGCUUCUAGCCGAAGCUUGUGCAAUCAACAGCUUUGAUAUUGAUCGACAUAAUCCAUCGGAUGUGAUAUGUAGUUUAGAAUGGGAAGCAGUGGCCAUAUUGACAAGACAAUAACAUUCAGAGUUUCUACCAUUUGGUGGCUUUAAUUUCAGAAUGGAUAAAAUUGCAACUGAUACAAAGGAGUGGAGCUUUUAACGGACUAUUUUUCCUUUUUAUGCAUUCCGCAAUGUUCUAUUCCUUUUGUAAAGCCAUUUGCACGCAAAUGGAUUUUGGGAUUGUACACUAUGUAGCAUGCGAAAAGUGACUCAAAGGGGGCACAUUCUACCAUUUCCUACUACCUAACACCCGAAUUACCUAAAGUGCAUUCCCUUGUUAAUGUGAACACGAGGAUUCAUUUUUUUUAAUUUAUGUUUAGAAGAAAGAAGAAAACGAAAAGAAUUGAGGAAGAUAUUUUCAUUUUUUUUCUUGUUAAUCCUCUACCAAGGAAUUGAAAUUGAUGUGAAGCCCUCCAUUUUCAGCACCA
This is a messenger RNA of Vigna radiata var. radiata (mung bean), 1537 nucleotides long. Its product is annotated as nuclear pore complex protein NUP43. Gene Ontology annotation, molecular function: protein binding. The record is from RefSeq and is a predicted model, not a curated record. Bases 82 to 1128 code for a protein of 348 amino acids. The transcript is spliced from 5 exons. Gene Ontology annotation, cellular component: nuclear pore outer ring. Lineage: Eukaryota; Viridiplantae; Streptophyta; Magnoliopsida; Fabales; Fabaceae.